AUGGGGUCUUCGGACACUCUCCCGACACUGGAGUCGCUACAUUUCCCGUCGGCACAGCAGUCCAUCUCCCAGACGCUCUCGUCACUGCGUCGAUCGGCGCUGUCCGUUUCCAACAGACUUCAGUCUAUUGAGGACGAUGGCGCUUUUGUGCAUGAGGUUGCCGAGCACUAUGGACUUCCUCUUGUUGCUAAUGAACGCUGUGGGAGCUGGUAUAUCCCGCCGGCUUCGAAGGUUGGUAGUGCUUAUUUUAAAAGCACCGAUGGACACACUGGGCAGUGGGAUUUUAGCUUUCUCGACUCAACCCGCCGAGGCAAACUAAUGCCCGACGCCCUAUCAAAAACCAUCCCAAUCUGGAGUGCCGUCCUGAACCGGGCACUAUUCCCGUCCGAGACUGCAUACCAUGCAGUUGCACUGCCGCCUAAUUAUCUCGGUGCCUCGGAAGAAGCUCAGAUUGAGAGUCGGAUUGAGGGAUUUGUUCAUUCGUUGAAGUCCUUAAAACUCGACCUACCAACCCUCCGCACAAAUCUCUCCAAACCAAUCCGCAUAGCCUGGGCCAACAGAUCCUACUACCACCCACCAGACCUCCAAAAAAGCAGCGACUACAACCUCCUAGUGCUAUGUUCAGCCUCGAGGCGGGUACAUGGCGCUGAGAUGUCCGAAGGCGGCUAUAUCCAAGGUGCUGGCGAUGACAGUGAGGGGUGGGCGCAUGGACUGACACCGCCAGUUUUCUGGGCUAAUCAUGCUGUGUUGAAGGGGACUGCUGAGGAAGAUUUGCCGGAUGUUAUUGGAAGGCUGGUUGGUGAGUUUAAGUUGGGGAAUGCGAGUUUGGAGGUUACGUGUAUUGCGCCUACGCGAAAUUUGUUUAUCGGAGAGGCUGGGGCUGGGGUUGAUUUUGAAGGGAGGUUUGAUCUUGUUAUUGACUGUAAUGGGGAUGUGGGUUUGGGUGGUGAGGGAGAGGGAGAUGGAGAAGGGAAUGGGAAGAGGCUUAAUCUUGGAUGUGCGUCUGGGAAGUUGGGGAGUCGUGAUCUAAGGAAGUCGUUGGAUAAAGUGCGUGAGUUUGUUGGGGCGCGGCUUGGAUUGGACUCGUCGCUUUCUUUACUGGUUGUUUGUGAGACUGGGAAGGAUCUUUCGGCGGGGACACUCCUGGCGAUUAUUUGCCUGUUCUUCAAUGAUGAUGGUGGCUUCGAUGCCUCGUUGAGCAAGCGCGCGAUCGGCAAGCAGUUCAUUCGACAGCGUCUCGCCUGGCUCGUGUCGUCGAAACAUGACGUGAAUCCGUCUCGAGCCACACUUCAGUCUGUCAAUGCUUUCCUGAUGCAGCCGCCAGAUUAUUGA
Molecule: messenger RNA, 1332 nt
Organism: Penicillium arizonense
Lineage: Eukaryota; Fungi; Ascomycota; Eurotiomycetes; Eurotiales; Aspergillaceae
Product: initiator tRNA phosphoribosyl transferase family protein
Exons: 5
Coding region: 1-1332 (443 amino acids)
Biological process (GO): charged-tRNA amino acid modification
Cellular component (GO): cytoplasm
Molecular function (GO): tRNA adenosine(64)-2'-O-ribosylphosphate transferase activity
Source: RefSeq, a predicted model, not a curated record